Messenger RNA from Acipenser ruthenus (sterlet), 4906 nucleotides. RefSeq names its product protein NEDD1-like. Gene Ontology annotation, cellular component: pericentriolar material; centriole; spindle pole. Bases 459 to 2417 code for a protein of 652 amino acids. NCBI's taxonomy places the organism in Eukaryota, Metazoa, Chordata, Actinopteri, Acipenseriformes, Acipenseridae. The transcript is spliced from 15 exons. Gene Ontology annotation, molecular function: gamma-tubulin binding. The record is from RefSeq and is a predicted model, not a curated record. Gene Ontology annotation, biological process: microtubule nucleation; mitotic cell cycle.
UUCAAUUUUCAAGAGCAACUCACAAUUCGAACCGCGUUCUUCGUUUCUCUGGUAUGUUCUGGCCCUGCCGGGCUGCCGUAGCGACGGUUGCUGUGGAGCCGACGGGCGCGGAAAUUGCUGCGAGGGGGACGAGCGCCGAAACACAGUACAUACCGGGGCUAAAGACUUCAAAACACACCGGGAAUUUAACAACGAAACCGGACAGGCACGCCACCCCGGAGAGAGUAGCAGAAGAAGGCGACAGACGAGCUCGAGUGAACUAUAGCCGGUGAGUGUGAGCCCUCACAGCCGCGCACAGCCCCUGACGGAGUUAGUGCUUCUUGUUGGUGUAAAUAAAGAAUAAGCAGGAAUACAGUAACCAACACUCACAGGACUGUUCAAGACUCGGUUAGUGCAAGACACUUGUUUCAGCAGGACACGACCCUGCAGAGGACAACAUCUUCUGUUAAAGAGCUGCCAUGGAGGAGAGUAUCCGGUUGGUGUCGUCUGGGGACGAUAUAAAGAUCUGGAACUCGUCGUCGAUGACCGUAGUGGAUCAGUUCAACCCCCAUGCCACCACUCACCCUGUCUCCAGAGUCUGCUGGAGCAGCAACAAUCAUUUCCUGGUCAGCGCCUGUGCUAGUGGGGAUAAAAUUGUGGUAUCGAGCUGCAAGUCCUCCCCAGUCCCUGUUCUGGACCUUGCUGAAGGGCAAAGGCAGACCUGUGUCAAUUUAAAUUCCACGUCCCAGUUCAUUGUGAGCGGUGGCCUUGACAACACCGUCAACAUCUGGGAUCUGAAGUCUAAGAAGCUGCACCGUUCCCUCAAGGAUCACAAGGAUGUGGUUACCUGUGUGUCCUUCAAUGGAAACGAUAGCUACAUUGCUUCUGGGUCAACAAGUGGUGAAAUUAUUUUGCACAGCAUUACCACCAACCUGUCCAGCACUCCUUUUGGUCAUGGGAGCACACAGCCUAUCCAGGAUUUGAGAUACUCGUCUGUGAAGAAGUCCCUGAUGGGCAGUGUGUCUGACAGUGGCACAGUGGUUCUGUGGGACGCCAACACUCAGAAACCCCAGCACACCUUCGAAAGCGCUCACAAGGCUCCAGCCUGCGGGCUGUGCUUCUCGCCCGCUAACGAGCUGCUGUUUGUCACCGUGGGUUUGGAUAAGAGGAUCAUCUGCUAUGACACUUCCAGCAAGAAGGUCCUGCGAGGCAUGGUGGCAGAGUCCCCCCUCACUGCGAUAGACUUCAUGCCUGACGGAGCCGUCCUGGCGGUGGGCUCGUCCCGAGGGAAGAUCUACCUGUACGAUCUCAGGAUGCUGACGUCUCCAGUGAAGACUGUGUCCGCCCACAAGACGUCGGUGCAGUGCCUAAAAUUUCAACACUCCCCCUCCCAGACCAAGUCAAGUAGCAAAACUUCUGCAAGCAAGUCCUCCACUACUCUGUCUGCCAGCACCUAUAAGAGAGCUACAGUCCAGAGCAGCACAAGAGAGGCGCUCCAGAAACCAGCAGCACCAGCAGCCCAGCACACAUUCGGGGCACCGGCAGCCGGGGAGAGAGGAGACGGAAGGCAAGAUAACUCAGCAGAAAUGCCUCGCAGCACCAGCCUGGAUGUCUUCCCAUCAAAAGAGACGGACAGUCUGAAGAGCAUUAACCACCUCCCCAGCUUGGAAAAAUUCGACAACGUGGGGAGAAACAGCCUGAGUGACGUGCUUUCUCCAGUGCGAGACGAUUAUACCACACAGAAAGGAAGUGGAGACUGCUCGAAAGGAGAUGGGCUGGAUUUCCUCUCCCAGUUCACCAGCGGACUGCCUGCCCGCAGAGCUCCUCUGGGGACCCCCGGGGUGCAGACCAGCCCUUUCAACAUGUUCGGGGACUCCCCGCAGCCAGUCCGAGAGGAGGAAGAGGAGCCCAAACCAGUGCGGGCACAACUGGGACUCCAGGACACCAAGCCGAUUUCCAAGGGAAGCAGCUCCGCCACAGAGCCAGUGAGCAUGAACACUCCAGGGAUGCUGCGCAGCUUUAAAUCUCCAGAUAUGAGAGGGAAGGAUGUCCAGACAAAGCUGCAGUACGAAUCUCCAGUGAACGGAGCCCUGCCUUCUGUACCAAUUUUGAGCCCAAGCCCGGGGGUCUCUGCUGCUGGAGUGGCUUCCUCGUUGUCGGAGAGGAUUGCCGAUACCAUUGGGAGUGAUGGCAGCAGUGCGCCUCUGACCUCCAUUCAGAUCCACUUCAUCAGGAACAUGAUCCAGGAGACGCUGGAAGACUUCAGAGAGUCCUGUCACAGGGAUAUUGUGAACCUGCAGGUGGAGAUGAUCAGGCAGUUCUACAUACAGCUGAAUGAAAUCCACUCUCUGAUUGAAAGGUACUCCGUUACCGACGUGCUAGUGGCAGAAAUUGAAAAGCUGAAAGAGGAAAACAAAAAACUCCGGACCAAUUUCUGAAAGCUGCCCCUUUGUGCCAGCAGGGCUGUGCUCGGCUAGUGCCAGCAUAGCCAUGGAGGAUAUUUCUGUGUGAACAGACAUGCGUGUUUUCAGAGGCCCUGCCUAGUGCUGGGGUGGGGUGAGUGAAGAGAUUGACAAGCUUCUUUAUAAAGGAGCGCUGCCCCUGUGAAGGGAGCUGACUGCUCUCAGGAGAGAUCUCUCUCCUCUGUGGUAAAACACAUGGUGCCUUGAUAUAUUAUAACGUAUCAUUCAGUUUAGGACUCUGUCCCUUAACAGAGUGAGCUUUGUCAUGUUCCUAAAGCUUCAGAAGACUCUCCGUGCUGUUACCUGUGUUUGGGUAGAGUCCCUGGUUUGCAGGAAGCUGUGCAGAUUGUCUUAACCAGUACCCCUCUCUACCUCUAUAACUCGAGUUCUGCAGUAACUCUUCCCUCCUAUACCUCACUCAAGCAUACCUUCUGUAUUUUGUAAGCAGAUGUUUAUACCAAUUUCCAUGGACUCGACAGUCCUCUUAACGUGUUCAGCGUGUCCUUUAUAAAGGGAUGGAGAGUCGGGUCAGGACUGGUCUGGUGGGGGCUUUGUGGAAAAAAGUACUUUACUAUAGCCCCUCGUCACGUCACAUCUGCCAGUUUAUUGAACAUUGCAUUGAAAGCAAAGUGGAUAUUGUUCUAAAACAAUUUGUUGUCUCCUUUAAUUAAAAUGGUAAUGUAUUUACACAGAUAGAAACGCAAAGUGAAGCCUAAUCGUCUGCUUUGAAUUGACACUCGGUAGAGCAGGAGUUCACAUUUCUUAAUGCUUUACUGUGUAGUGUUAAAGAAACCCUGUGCAGACCACACCUUUGUUUUUGUGUGUGGGGAUGUUCUUAUCAGCAGGUUUUAAAAGCUCCUUUCUAAAUGCUCUCACCCCCUCAUUACAAACCGUUUCAAUUGCAGACAUGUUACAGUAGAGCAGAGGUGGCCAGCCCAGGUCCCGGAGAGCCACAGUCCAGCAGGCUUUAUAGGUAACCCUGAAAUCAUCCACUUCUGAACAAUAUAAGUUGCUGAUCAAUUUAGCAAGUUAGUGUUCAAUUAAAUCAGGAGUGGUAGGCUCUGGUCCACGAGAGCUGCAUUUGCUUCAAAUUAUCUCUAAAUUACAUCCUUGAGCAAAUUACUACUUAAAUUGAAAGAAUUACUGCUAUUACCUAGUCAGAAUUAUCAGAUACUGAUGAUUUAAAGGGUAUAUAAGGACCUUUUAUUGUGUUACAUGUUCCCAUGUGUUGCUACAACUGUUUACGUAAGGUGUGUGUAUUGUUUUAAUUUUUUUAAAAAAAAUUUUUACAUUUUGACAACUUGUAUUGCUAUCAUCCUCCUGCUCACUGGUAAAUCCAUCUCAGUUACAUAUGUGAGCAGGAGGAUGAUGGGAAAUGUAGUUCUGAGAGGUCAAUGCUGGUACAUGGGAAGCCAUCUUGAGGCAGGGAAUGCAAUUUAAAAGUUUAAAAAAAGUGGUCAAAAUGUAAAAAAAUUAAAAAAUUAAAACAAUACACACAUCUUCCGUAAACAGUUGUAGCAACACAUGGGAACAUGAAACACAGUCAAAUAAAAAGGUCCAUAUGUACCUUUUAAGGGUUACCUAUAAAAACCUGCUGGAUUGUGGCUCUACAGGACCAGGGUUGACCACCCCUGGUCUAGAGGUGCAAAGAAAUAAACUUUAUGCAAGCAAUUCCUAAACUCCUCAGUGAUGCAUAGUACUCUGUAGCUGAUUGUGGAUACAGACAGGCCUGUAAAAAAAACAUGGGCUGUUUGCAGACCAAUAUCCACAUCAUUGGCCAGGGGGUAGAAUAAAUCUAUCUAUUUAAACAAAUACAUCUGACUGUUGCUUCUAAAAAUCUAAAUUGGUUUAUUUCUUUUGACAACUGAAAAGCUUGCAAUACAACUAACAUUAAAAUGAAAGCAAUAAAUUCCAGAUACUGACUGCUUGAUAUUCAGGAGGAGGCUUAUGAAGUGCUGCUGCUGUGCUCAGAAGUUGUCUUGAGGUACCAAUGCACUCAGUAGAUACCCGUGCAGACCAUGGUCCUGGAGCAUGUUUCUUCAUGGGCCAGUGAGGCUGUCUGGGGAAGUUUUUAAAUGUAUUCAUCAGUGGAAACUUUCUGAUUCAUUACCGGGCUAACUGGAGGGACAUGUAAGUGACUGAGGGUUUGAAACCUAGAUGAUCUUAAUGCUUAAUUUAACAAGAGGUUACAGAUUAAAACAACACAUUUAUUAACAUUAAGAAGCUAUGUUGAGCACUGAAAGUAUUAAGAGCUCUGAAAGUUCAUUGCACUUGCAUGGUUCAGUUUUAAAGCCUGGGUGCGCAGAGAACACAUAAUGGAGUGGAGUCUCUGUCAUUUCAUCAGCUUUGCUGCAGCUUUCUUUUGUAUUUCAAACCAGAAAUGCCUUGGCUUGUAGAAUCAGCACAACUUGUAAAUGUUAACUAUAUUUGUACCUUCUGUAUAGAUGUGUAAAGAAUAAAAAGUG